Molecule: messenger RNA, 525 nt
Organism: Alternaria rosae
Lineage: Eukaryota; Fungi; Ascomycota; Dothideomycetes; Pleosporales; Pleosporaceae
Exons: 1
Coding region: 1-525 (174 amino acids)
Molecular function (GO): metal ion binding
Source: RefSeq, a predicted model, not a curated record
AUGGCAGCCCCAUUGACCUUCGACGCAUUCCGAAGCCGUUGCUUGGAAACUUGUGUUGAAGGAGAUCCACCAAAAGAAGCAUAUUGCCCGAUAUACAUAGAGGAGUACGAUCGCUAUAGUCACCAAGCAAUGGGCAUCGUCCUGCGGCCACCCACCCAAUGCAACCACGAGCUCUGUUGCAAAUGCCUCAAAAAGAUUGUCUCCCGUCGCAAGUUCCAAGACAACGCAAACCUUUGUCCAUUCUGCCGCGCUGUAUGGUUCCAAGCCGAGUAUGAGAGCUUCUCAGCGCAGAGUCGGUGUUUGGUAGAAGAGGCCACAAACACUCUGCGAGCCAACAAUUUUGGGCUUUCACUUUUCGUACCAGAGCACCCUGGCGAAACCAUUCCAGUACCUAACAGGAGAGACACAAAUCCAGUACCACCGCUAGAGCGUACGCGACGGCCUUACACUGGUACCAAUCGUCCCCAUUCGCCUGCGGCUCGGCAAUCCACUGCGUCCCGAAACACUCAAUACCGCGGGAGUUGA